Molecule: messenger RNA, 1625 nt
Organism: Dimorphilus gyrociliatus
Lineage: Eukaryota; Metazoa; Annelida; Polychaeta; Dinophilidae
Source: the annotation of a GenBank genome assembly
ACAUUAGCAUUGAGCUAGCAGUAUGCAGUUGCGUAUCGGCGCCGACGUUGCUGCCGUUAUCGUACAUUCGUUCUAUGCCAUUUAUCGUCAGGGCUCCCGCUGGACUCUAGUAAAUCUCUUUUGUGUGCUCGAUACAGGUUUGGGAAGCGUAGAUGAAAUCCGACUAGUGAACUACUUAUUCAAAGAACAAGGAUACAAUCCCCUCAUCCGUCCAGUUCACAACCUCUCCGAAAUCGUAACAGUCGACUUCGGACUGGCGCUUAUUCAACUAAUCAACGUGGACGAGAAAAACCAGAUAAUGAAAUCGAACGUUUGGUUAAGAAUGCUAUGGCAGGAUUAUCAACUGACGUGGAAUCCAGCCGAUUUCGGUGGAAUUACAGUUAUUAGGAUCCUGCCCGAUAAGGUGUGGAAGCCGGAUAUAGUAUUGUUUAACAACGCGGAUGGUAAGUACGAGGUCUCCUACAAGCCCAACGUGGUCAUCUACAACUCUGGAAAAGUGCUAUGGAUUCCUCCAGCCAUUUAUAAGUCGUCUUGCACUAUAGACGUCGAAUAUUUCCCCUUCGACGAGCAGAGUUGCGAUAUGAAAUUCGGCAGUUGGACGUUUGCUGCCGAUCAAGUUCGACUCGGCUGGUACGAGGGCAAGGAGAGGGUCGAUCUAAACGACUACGUAAAAUCAGGAACUUGGGACAUUAUAGGUUGUCCAGGCGACCACGAAGCCGUAAGGAACGGCAGCGAAAAGCACCAAAAAUCUCAGAUUAAGUUCACAUUAAAGAUCCGCCGUAAGACCCUCUUCUAUACGGUGAAUCUCAUCAUUCCCUGCGUUCUCAUCUCUUUCCUGUCCGUCUGCGUCUUUUACUUACCGACGGAUGCCGGCGAGAAGAUGACCAUGUGCAUAUCCAUCCUUCUUGCACUUGUCGUGUUCCUUCUGCUCGUCUCUAAAAUCCUACCACCGACCUCCAUAACCAUACCAUUAAUAGCAAAGUAUCUCCUUUUUACUUUCAUAAUGAACAUAUUUACUAUCCUUAUUACCGUUAUCAUAAUCAAUUGGAACUUUCGUACGCCUCGUACACAUCGAAUGCCUCGUUGGGUGCGCCUAGUCUUCCUCAACUACCUACCAAGGCUGCUAGUCAUGAAGAGGCCGAAUCACAAGGAACGUUCGGCGAAGAAGAACUAUAAUAACGAACGUCCGUCCAAUUCGAAGAUGAGCGAUGAUAUUCUUGAACUGUCCGAUGUUCAUCAUCCUAACUGCAGGUUCAGUAGGGCUCAGCCUUCGUCAAACCAGGCCGUUCUUAAUCUAAGCCCCGAGACGCACAAGGCUGUUGAAGCGGUUCGUUUUAUAGCCGCUCAUUUGAAGAAUGAAGACGAUUAUGCAGAGGUAAUUUUCUUUAACACAAAUUCAUAAAAAAAAACAUAUAUAAACAGAGUAUCGCAUUUGUAUUUGUAUAAAUAACAAAUCAUAUUAUAUAAUAUUUUUAUAUGAAAAACGUUUUAAUAUACACAAGAGCCAUGUUUCUGACAGAUUCUAGAAGACUGGCGUUAUAUAGCGAUGGUUAUGGAUCGGUUGAUGCUUUAUAUCUUCCUCGCCGUCACCAUUGGAGGAACAACAGGCAUCUUAAUGCACGCAC